Puccinia graminis f. sp. tritici CRL 75-36-700-3 is the source of this 3680-nucleotide messenger RNA. RefSeq lists its product as uncharacterized. Lineage: Eukaryota; Fungi; Basidiomycota; Pucciniomycetes; Pucciniales; Pucciniaceae. The transcript has 6 exons. The coding region runs from base 1 to 3042 and encodes 1013 amino acids. The record is from RefSeq and is a predicted model, not a curated record.
AUGAAAAACAGCAAACUCAAGACAAUAGCAACAACAACAACAACAACAACACCCCAAAGAACAACAUCAAACCAACCAUCCUCAUCAUCAUCCUUCGGCGUAGGCGAUCGAGUAAAAUGCUCAAACUCAAUGGUAGGCAUCUGUCGAUUCAUCGGAACUAUCGAAUCAAAACCUGGAAUCUGGGUCGGAAUCGAUCUCGGACAAGACCAAGAGAAUGAGAAUGACCCACUCCAACCAUCCUGGCAUGGCAAGGGCAAAAACUCAGGAUCAGUGAAUGGGGGUCGUAUACUUCCAAUGAUCAUUGAACUCGAGAACCUGGUCGAGCAGAACAAACUCCAACACUCUGAACUUGAGAAUCAACAUCUCCAGAAAUCUAAAGAGCUAGAGAGAGAACUUGAAAGCUCAAAAGAAUCAUUAAAACAAGCUGAAGAGGACAAACUAGUCCAACUAGAGAAACUCAAGGAAGAACUCAACCAAAACAACCAACUCGAACUCAACCGUUUCCAAGAACAGCUAACAACCCUGAACGAAUCCUUACGGCUCAGUCAAGAGGCAUCAACCCAACAGUCACUACAGUUCGAAAAGGAGAAAGCCGAACUUCAGAGUCAACUCAACCAGCUCAGAUCAGCCGGUCAAUCACUCUGUGGAGUUUAUGAGAACAAGAUCUCGGAUCUCGAAGCAUUAAGAUUAGAUCAACUACAUCAAUCCGAGUUGAUUGCAGAAGAACUCAAGACAACCAAACUGACACUAGAAGAGUUACAGAAAGCUCAACUAAAUCAAACCGAAAUCAACAAAUCAUCCCUAUCACGAUCGACUAGCUCACCUAACCAUCUCGAAGCUGUCGAGAUCGACAAUGAGAGCUUGAAAGCUGACCUCAAGUACACUCAGGAACAACUCUCGGAAGUACAGGAUGAGGCUUAUCAACUAAAGCAGGAGCUGGCCAGCGAACGCGAGCUACGCGAGCAACUCAGUGAAACUCAUGACCAAACUUUACAGCAACACAUCCUCAGCGUCAAGGGUGCCAGGGAGGAGGCUGCCAUGCUCGACAAGGAGAAGGCGGAGACUCGCUUGAAGGAAACUUUGGAGACCAUGGAACAGGAACGGGUCGAACUCGAAGGUUUGAGGGCCGAGAUCUUGGCAUCCUCAUCCCAUCCGCAUCCCUCGCAACUCUCCCCGCGUCUGGGCAGAUCCGAAAACAACGACAACGCAACAGUGACUAAUACUGCUACCGGAGGAGGAUCGGAACGCUCGAUACAAGUGAGCAAGAGUAGCUCGAACUUUAGACAUGAUCAACUAGAAUCAGAGUUGAAGGAGAAGCAAUCGAGGAUCGAAUUCCUCGAGGCUCAACUCAACCGAAACUCCUUCCCAGAACAAUCCAAGCCGAGUCUCGAUACUACCAAUCAGACCGAUAGUCAGCCGAUCAUGGACCAAGAGAAGAUGCUAGUGAUUCAAAAGUAUCAAAGGCUAUUGUUGAUCAAGGACGAAGAGAACCUCAAGCUGAUCAGCAAGCUCGAGGAGCUUGAAGAGCAACUCGAGCUCCACCCCAAAUCUCGUUUCCACAACCUCUCGCCCGCCCGAGGCGCGACGAUCGGGCACGAGCACUCCUCGCCCAGGUUACGUCACAAGACCAGUACCCAAUCGCUUUGGAGGGACGAGUCUUUUAAUCGCAGCCCCCGGCCGGGCGUCAUGUCCCGCUCGAUCUCCUGCAAGGAGGUUGACGAAAGUAACGCGGCCAAGGAGCUCACCAAGGCAAACCAACAAAUCAUAGGCUUGAAGUUGAUCGCCCGUCAAUCGGACGAUGAACGUGCCAAGUUUGAGAAAGCCAAUCUCGAAUUAAAGCAAGAGAUCGAAGAACUCAAACAAGAUAAUCGGUUGUUGGAGCAAAAACUGGCCCAGUUGAUUAAGUCGGGACAAUUGAAGAUAGGCUCUAACCGGAUUCGGUCUGAGACGAUUGGGCUGAGUCGGAAGUACUCAGUCCAAGAGCUAGGGAUCGAAAACGAGAUCGGCUUACUGAGUGAGAUCAGCAACCAACAGAAGCCAUCGGGUCCGGCAUCGUCGACAACAACGACGACGACGACGAUGACCAACAAUGAGGGCGACCAUCGCCCGCACCAGCUCCAGACCGGAGAGGUCAUCAUCGGCGAUUAUAAGAAGGUUAAGAAACUCGAGCUCGAGAUCGAUCAACUCAAGAGUCAGCUGGCCUUCCUCGAACAGAAACAUGGUCGAGAGGUGGCAGCACUCAAUAAAGAGGUGAGCGAACUGGAGAGUAUCAUCGAGAGCAAGAUCUUCCAGGAGGAAGAACUGGAAGAGGAAAUCAAGCGGCUGAACGAGCGACUGAUUCAAUCGUCGCCGGUGCGAGCACACGAGCGGCCGCAGUCGAUGAUCGGCGGCUCGCCGGGAACUGAGCUACAACGACGGGGGACGAAGGUGUGGCGUCGACGGACGCUGGAGCUAGGCCAGCAAGCGGCGUUAUUGCCAGCGACGGGGGCCAGCCAUGCACCGAGCGGACGGGCCUCGAAGCGCUUCUCGGCGCUCUGCGGGCUCCAGGAGGCCGGUCAAGAGCGCCCCGGAUUCGACGAGUUUGUCGACGACCGCCGUUUCUACGCUGAUGCCACGUUGGUCGAGGAAGAGGAACCCGACGAAGACCGGCCUGAAUCCGAGCCAGCUGUCUCGGCGCCCGAACUCGCUCGCACCCGGAUGAUCGUCACUGAUCAUGAUGCCGAUGAUCACCAUCACCAUAACGAUUUGGCUUGCGUCGGAGAUCAAGGAUCGCUCCAGACCCAGCGGGUCUAUUUUCCUUCGGUAGACAAUCCCGUGAAUGAUGACGAUCUUACUGACAACCAUCAUCUAACUGAAGAAGACGAUGAUCAUAUUCAUCAGCAGAGAGGCCAGACCCAUUCUUUUGCUUCUCCUGACAACAACAACAACAUCCACAAUGAUGAUGAAGAUGAUGAAGAUGAAGAAGAUAAUGAGCCGUGCGAACUGUGCGACCAACACGGCCACCAACUCGAAACUUGUCCCAUCUUCUCCGUCGACUCUUGAUCCCCCCCUUCCUUCUCCCCCUUUUUUUGUGUUUGAAAUCUUUUAGAAAAAAGAUCUCGUCGGAUCAGAGACUAGCUGUCUCUUGUAUGAACUUGUUACUCUCUCUCUCUGUCUCUCUCUGUGUGUGUGUUUUGGUUUACAAUGUAUGUAUUGCAUUUCCAUUUCUUGUUUAUUAUUAUGAUGAUCAAGAAAUUUGCGGUCUUUUCUCUCUCUCCCUUUCUCUGCUCAUCUCCAUAUCUCUUUCUCUUUCAGUGUUUCCCUCUCUUUUUCUCUCUCUUGCCCACCUCUCUUCUUGUUUACCAUCCCUUCCAAUACUGCUACACUACAUACACAACCCUCUCUCUCUCACACACACAUAUCCUCCCCCCUUUUUCUUUUCUUUCUUUCUUCUGUCUUUUUUUUUUUUGGUUGGUUGGUCUUGCAGGGUUUCUGUGCACAUGCUUGGUCUCAUAUCACUUAUUAUACGCAUCAAUGAUUUUUCUCUUUUUUUUCUUUUUCUUUGGUUGGUUGCUUAGUUUGAUUAUUUUAGAGGCAUGAAAUGGAAUUCCACAUUGAUGUGUUUUUGUGUAUGAUGGAGAUGAUUGAUUGAUGAUGAUAAAUAGAUCAAAUUGGAAUCAACACACUUAUCUAUAUAUUCC